Tarenaya hassleriana is the source of this 1753-nucleotide messenger RNA. RefSeq names its product serine hydroxymethyltransferase 4. Bases 87 to 1502 code for a protein of 471 amino acids. Gene Ontology annotation, cellular component: cytoplasm. Gene Ontology annotation, biological process: folic acid metabolic process; L-serine catabolic process; tetrahydrofolate interconversion. The record is from RefSeq and is a predicted model, not a curated record. Gene Ontology annotation, molecular function: serine binding; glycine hydroxymethyltransferase activity; pyridoxal phosphate binding. Lineage: Eukaryota; Viridiplantae; Streptophyta; Magnoliopsida; Brassicales; Cleomaceae. The transcript is spliced from 4 exons.
CUCAUAGAUCGCUCACCCGUGUUCAUUUCUCUCGCCCGAUCUCAGAUCUCGUCUCCUCCGAUCUUCGAUCUCGCUGUCGCCGGAAAAUGGAUUCCGUCUCUUCCUGGGGAAACACUCCGUUGGUCACCGUGGAUCCCGAGAUCCAUGACCUCAUCGAGAAGGAGAAGCGUCGACAAUGUCGCGGCAUCGAGCUCAUCGCCUCCGAGAAUUUCACUUCCUUUGCCGUCAUCGAGGCUCUCGGAAGCGCCCUCACCAACAAGUACUCCGAGGGCAUGCCCGGUAACCGUUACUAUGGCGGUAACGAGUUCAUCGACGAGAUCGAGAAUCUCUGCCGCUCCCGCGCGCUUCAGGCUUUCCAUCUCGAUCCGAGCAAGUGGGGCGUCAAUGUUCAGCCGUAUUCCGGAUCUCCGGCGAACUUCGCCGCCUACACGGCGCUGCUUCAGCCGCACGAUCGGAUCAUGGGGCUCGAUCUCCCGUCGGGUGGUCACCUGACUCAUGGGUACUACACCUCCGGUGGGAAGAAGAUCUCCGCGACCUCGAUCUACUUCGAGAGUCUUCCGUACAAGGUGAACUUCACCACUGGGUACAUUGAUUACGAUAAGCUCGAGGAGAAGGCGAUGGAUUUCAGGCCGAAGCUGCUCAUCUGUGGUGGCAGUGCGUACCCUAGGGAUUGGGAUUACGCAAGGCUUAGGGCUAUUGCCGACAAGGUUGGAGCUCUCUUGCUCUGCGACAUGGCUCACAUCAGUGGCCUUGUUGCCGCUCAGGAAGCUGCAAACCCGUUCGAGUACUGUGACGUUGUGACGACCACAACCCACAAGAGCUUGAGGGGUCCAAGAGCCGGUAUGAUCUUCUACAGGAAGGGCCCUAAACCACCCAAGAAGGGACAGCCCGAGGAUGCAGUGUACGAUUUCGAGGACAAGAUCAACUUUGCUGUGUUCCCUGCUCUUCAGGGUGGUCCUCACAACCACCAGAUCGGUGCUCUGGCUGUUGCUUUGAAGCAGGCAAUGUCUCCUGGGUUCAAGGCUUAUGCCAAACAGGUCAAAGCCAAUGCUGUUGCCCUCGCAAACUACCUGAUGAGCAAGGGUUACAGUAUUGUCACCAAUGGAACUGAGAACCACCUUGUUCUCUGGGAUCUCCGCCCUCUUGGGUUGACCGGUAACAAGGUCGAGAAGCUUUGUGACCUAUGCAACAUUACCUUGAACAAGAAUGCUGUUUUCGGAGACAGCAGUGCUCUUGCUCCUGGAGGUGUAAGAAUCGGUGCACCGGCCAUGACAUCGAGAGGUUUGGUCGAGAAGGACUUUGAGCAGAUAGGAGAGUUCCUCCACCGAGCAGUGACCAUCACAUUGAACGUUCAGAAGGAGUUCGGUAAGCUGUUGAAGGACUUCAACAAGGGUUUAGUGAACAACAAGGAGAUCGAGGAGCUCAAGGCCGAUGUCGAGAAAUUCUCAGGCUCGUACGAGAUGCCCGGUUUCCUUAUGGCCGAGAUGAAGUACAAGGAUUAAAGAUCAAUCACUUUCCACAAUGGCAACCUUCCUAUCACAUAUGGCUUUAGUAGGUGUUUCCUGAAAGAAACUUGUUCUCCAAACCUCCCAUAGGAAGUAAGAGAGAGGAAAAGAAAAAGUAUGAGAAAAAAGGGUUUUUUUUUUGGUGUUCUUGUUUUUUCCAUGUUUUUUUUGUUCUUCGUUGAGUUUGUUUUAUUACAUGAUUUCAAUAAUUUUGGCAGCUUUGAUCUGUCUCUACCCUUUUUAUUGAA